AAGCACUCGCCAGAGUAGAGAGAUAUGGUAUUGGUCAGACACGGCAUCAACAUAGACUGGUUGGACGCUUCAGAAGUGGUUUGACGCCGUACAAGAUAUAGCUGGAAUGCUCAAACUCCCUUAUAUUCGGGUAUUCGUAAAAGCCUUAUAUGCUUAGAUCCUAUUCAAACGGUCAUAGACAACAAAACAAGCCAUGCUACCCUGCAAAAACUCAUAAAUACGCCAGAGAAGCGACUUCACACCGGGAUUGCCCCGUGUCUGCCAACCGAGAGCCGGUUGCAAUCGCAGGUAUCGAGUACCUUCCGCCGCCAAAUGCCCAAUAAUGUACAUAUAAAACAACAAGCGCGGCAUCCACCAAGAGCGAUGGUGGGCACAAUCCAGUGAACGAGAAGCUCUUUGGCCGGCGCUCACAUAUCUAGGAUCACGAUGAGAAACAUUCGUGGGACUCUCUCGGGCGAUUUUCCCACCUACUCCGCGAUGAACCUUAUGUUUCCAACGCCAUAUCUUCAAGGUGUUCCGGCUCCCUGCUCAGAUGGCCCCGCACGCUCAGCCUUCUGCCGUUCGUACUCUUGCCUGGCACGGGCAUACUCCGCGCGUCUCUGGUCUUUCCGUUCAUAUUCGAGAACUUCAGGGCCGUUGUCCGAAGCCCAGAGUUCGAGAUAGUCCUCGGCCUGGAAGCCCUUCUCAACGCUGACGGUCUUUCCAUUUCUUUGUAUCUCCUUGAAGUAUUUGCUCUUCGUAGGCGGCAUAAGUUUCGUCACGAAUGGGGUAAGCUGUAUUUCAACUCGGAUCAGUCCCAAUUCAGCAAAAAUAAUGUCACAAAUCGGUAGCGGCAAGUAGCACACCUUGAAAUCAGCCAGAUUCUCAGGCACGUUGUAUGUGCGGACCUUCUUCCAGUCGAUAAUGUAUGAUCCGUUCUUUGCGAAAUAACCCAUCGAACCGGUUCUGUUUCCCUUGUAGUAGCCGCCAUUGACCUGUUUCGUUGUCAAGCGCAGGCGCGCCAUCAUCGGCUGUGUAGGUCUAACCAUCUUGAGAAAGCGAGAUGGCUAGAUAAAGUCUGUGAUCCUCCGUUGUCGUCCUCGUUGGCUUGCGGAGGAAGAGGUGGAAAGUCGCAGUUGGCUCGGCGUCGCAGCUCUCCGCCUUUGCCAAGACAUUUUUUUUUCUGCCGCGAUAAGAAAAAAUUACUGCACAACAGAAGCUGUCCGCAAGCUCUUGUCAUUUUCGAUUACUAGGGGCUCUUGCGUUCUCUUUUCGCUGCGCCUUUCUUAAUUGAUUUGGCGUCAAUAUGCCACGCAAGCAGACUCAGCAGCGCGGUCCUCGCGACGACGAUGCGUCUCAAAAGAAGAAGCAGACUGCAACAAAGAGGAGAUCCGGAAAGAUUCUGAACGCCCUCUCCAUCGCCGAGCGAGAAAAUCCACAGAGAUACAAGAUCCGAAGAAGUCGGCUAGGCGAUGACGCCGACUACUUCAAGCGCAAGCGGAAUGAAGACUCCGACGAGCCAGAUAACAAGCGCCGCCGGACGGGCGAUGAUUCCGACGACGACGGAGAAGAUUCGGGUGCGGGCAGCGAUGGAGAAGGUCCCCGGUGGAAGAUAGGAGUAGCCAGUGACAAUGAUAGCGAGCUGGAUAGUGAUGAGGCUAUGGGCUCGAGUGACGAAGAGAGGUUUGAGGGGUUCACUUUUCGGGGAAGCUCAACAUACAAAGACAAGCCGAAGCCAAAACCUCAAAAGCCGAAACGUGAGCCCGAGGUCAAUUUGUCUGAAGGUGAAGACGAGUCCGAUGCAGAUGAGGAUAUGGACGAGGACGAGGACGACCUUGGAGAGGACGCAAUCGAUCUGGUAGCCGCUUGGGAUAUGAACGUCGCGGAGGAGGAAGCGGAAGCCAAGAAAACAGCGGCCAAAUCGAAGAAGCGUGCUGAGAUCGAAGAUUCUGACGAAGACAUAUCCGGAAGCGAAGGAGACAGCGAAGAAGAUGAAAGCGAAUCCGACGAUGAGAACGAAGGAUCCGAGCUAUCAGUGAGCGACGACGAGGAAGGAAAUACCGACGGUCUUUCAAAACUACAAAGUUUCGUGGACUCUAUGACGACAACGGCUGCUUCCAAGGCUACGAAAAAGACGAAAAGCGGACAGGAGCAUCUCAACCCCACGGAGUUCGGAUUAACAGCUACGCGGAAACUUACUGUCGCGGACCUUCUCCCAUCCGUUACUGACUCACGCCUCAAGAACUCGCUCAAGCAUGUUGACACUGCAGUAUCCGCCCCAAAAACCACCUCAGGAAUUCCGGGAAAGCUGGAUGCACCCCUUGCCAAACGCCAACAGGGCCGUAUUGAACGCGCCGCAGCCUAUGAGAAGAGCAAAGAAACUCUUGGCCGUUGGCUUGAGACCGUUAAGGCCAACCGCAGGGCUGAGCACCUGGUGUUCCCCCUGCCAGAUCCCGAUGCACAAGUGUCUCACCGCAUUGGCGUGGUUGAGCCAAAGACUGACCUGGAGAGUACAAUUCAGAAUAUCUUGGUCGAGAGUGGUCUCGCCGACGCCCAGGGUAAAUCUGCUGAAGGCCAAGUCCAAGAAUUUGAGGAAUUACAAGCGCGCCAACUGCCUAUUGAGGAGAUUCGAGCCCGACGAGCCGAGCUGCGCAAACACCGUGACCUGAUGUUCCGCGAGGAAGUACGAGCUAAGCGGAUCAAGAAGAUCAAAAGCAAGUCCUACCGCCGUGUCCAUCGAAAAGAGCAAGAGAGAUUGGAGCAGAAAGAACGGCAAGCUCUUUUGGAGGCUGGCGUCGACCUGGAGGAGCAGGACCGAGAGGCCAAUGAGCGGCGGAGGGCCGAGGCUCGCAUGGGCUCCAAGCACAAGGAAAGCAAGUGGGCAAAGAGUCUGAAGCAAACCGGUCGAACAGCGUGGGACGAGGACGCUCGCCAUGGUGCUGUGGAGCUUGCGCAGCGGGAGGAGGAAUUACGACAGCGCAUUGAAGGCAAGCGUGUGACCAGGGGCGAGGAUGAGGACUACCUUGGGUCCAGCUCCGAGUCUGAGUCCGAGAACGAAAACCCAUGGGAGGAGCAGGAUUCCGAUUCCGAGAAGCGCAAGCUCCUCAAGAAGCUCAAUAAGCUUGAAGGAGCAGCUGAGGCGGACCAGGAGGCCAAGGGCCCCUAUGCUAAGCUGCUAUCCCUGAAGUUUAUGCAAAACGCUGACGCUGCCCGCAAAGAGGAAAACGACGCUGAGAUCCGCCGUCUAAACCGUGAGCUGCAAGGAGGCGAAGAAUCCCAGUCUGAGGCCGAGUCUGAGGUCGGCCGCAGGAAGUUUGGCCACUCCGACAAGAAGACUGAAAAGGACAAUUCUAAGAAGCAGACCACCCGCAAUGAGUUUGAGGAAGUGCCUGGGUCAGAUGAAGAGCCUGAACAUGAUGCCGAUCAACAGCUUGAGCCCAAGCCCAGCACCCCCAAGAAAACAUCGCAACCGAACAAGAAACCAAACGCCAAACCUCUCGCUCGUGCAAAUAAGGAAGUUCCGGCGCAGAACGAGUCGGAGGGCGAGGAGGAGAACCCUUGGCUUGUCCAAACGUCCGGAAAGAAUCGUCGCUCGAAAGCGGACGACUCCCAACAAACGGUUGACAUAACUCCAGUUGGCCCGGAGCCCACAAAAUCCAGCUCCAAGAAGACUGCCGCAGUCUCAAAAGCCAAGACGUCCACACCGCUGUUACGUGAUACCCAUGCCGAAUCCGACAGCGACGACGAGGCUAACGUGCCGGUGCUGCUCAAGAACCACGAUCUCGUGCAGAGAGCAUUCGCCGGUGACGAGGUUGUGCAGGCAUUCGAACAGGAGAAGCUCGACACCGUCAAAGAAGAGGGCGACCAAGUGAUCGAUGAGACACUUCCCGGCUGGGGCAGCUGGACAGGAGACGGUGUCAGCAAGAAGCAGAAAAAGCGCCAGAAGCGGGUCUUGACUACGGUCGAGGGCGUUAAGCCCGAACAGCGCAAGGACGCUAAACUUUCCCGUGUCAUCAUCAAUGAGAAACGCAUCAAAAAGAACAACAAGUAUCUCGCAACCCAACUCCCUCAUAUGUACGAAACGAAGCAACAGUACGAGAGGUCUCUCCGCAUCCCCAUCGGCCCCGAGUGGUCUACGAAGGAAUCUUUCAACGCAGCCACCAAGCCUCGCGUUAUUAUCAAGCAGGGUGUCAUCAAGCCGAUGGAGAAGCCCAUGGUUUAGCUGCGCUUCGGCUGCUGGUCAGUUGCUGGCAUGGAAUAAUGUAUAUAGACUAUUGUCAUCUUGGGGCUUUUGCAGACAUUUUGCUCAUAACGAGCCGGAGUUAUACUGUCUCGGAAAAAGUAGGAAUGAAGAAAUCCACCAGGAUAAAGGCUAUCCGUGUCAAAUGUAAGCGACGUUUGGUUUCCGCAACUUGUAAACUUGGUCCCAAGGAUGGCCUUGUAUACAUUCCUCAUUGGGUUCUUUUUUCAACG
Messenger RNA from Aspergillus calidoustus, 4452 nucleotides. NCBI's taxonomy places the organism in Eukaryota, Fungi, Ascomycota, Eurotiomycetes, Eurotiales, Aspergillaceae. The record is from the annotation of a GenBank genome assembly.